Messenger RNA from Populus trichocarpa (black cottonwood), 2293 nucleotides. Its product is annotated as ACT domain-containing protein ACR4. NCBI's taxonomy places the organism in Eukaryota, Viridiplantae, Streptophyta, Magnoliopsida, Malpighiales, Salicaceae. The coding region runs from base 537 to 1883 and encodes 448 amino acids. The record is from RefSeq and is a predicted model, not a curated record. The transcript has 7 exons.
AAAAGAGUCUAUAAAACCAGGGCAAGAAAUGUUGAAAACCCACUUACACUAGCCAGAGAAAAACUUGGAGCCGCCUUGUGAAAGGAUACCAAUCAAUAAUCACAAACCCUCUAACGGAGAAGAAGAGGAGACCAAGUUCUGGGAGGAGGGGCGUAGGUAGACCCCAUGUUACCAGGCGACAACAAGCCUGUUUGACAGUGCCCCGUCCCUUGCUUUCUCCUCUCUUCUCUUAUGCUGAUUAUUCUUUCUUUUCUUUUCUUUUUGAAGGGAUUAGUGUUGUUAAUGUGAAGUCCCUCCAAAACUCUUCGUCCAAACCAAGAGAACCCAACAAACACACAACACAACAGAAUUCAGAAUCCGAAGGUACAAAAAACUGAUGACACUGAUGGAAAGAAAGUACACCAGCAAACCAAAACAAAGCCAACCCAUUUCUCUACGUUUUUGACACACACAGACAUAAUCCUCUGCUUUGGUUUUAUAAAUCUCUACUUUUUCUAGUUCUUCUCCCUGUUCUUGUUCUAGUUGUUAUCGAGAAUAUGGACUGCUGGUCUCCUCUCACAAUGGAUGAUGAAUUUGAGAAGCUUGUAAUUCGAAUGAACCCUCCAAGGGUUACAGUUGAUAAUGCCUCAAGCAGGACAGCCACUUUGAUUGAGGUUGAUAGUGCUAAUAAGCGUGGUAGUUUGUUAGAGGUGGUUCAGGUUUUGACUGAUUUGAAUCUUUUAAUCAGACGAGCUUACAUUUCUUCAGAUGGAGAAUGGUUCAUGGAUGUGUUUCACGUUACAGAUCAACAUGGGAAUAAGUUAUCCGAGGAUGAUGUGGCUGAAAGAAUUCAACAGUCACUGGGACCAAGAGGACCAAGCUUCCGAUCCUUGAGACGGUCUGUGGAUGUGCAAGGAGCUGCGGAGCACACAACUAUUGAAUUGACAGGAAGAGAUCGACCAGGCUUGCUUUCAGAAAUUUUUGCUGUUCUUGCUGGCCUCAAAUGUAAUGUGGUGGCCUCAGAAAUAUGGACCCACAAUUCAAGAAUGGCAUCUGUUGUUUACAUCACUGAUGAGGCUACUGGAUUGCCAAUUGAUGAUCCUGAUAGGCUCACUAAGAUCAAACAACUUCUCCUAUGUAUUCUAAUCGGUGAUAGAGAUAAACGAAGUGCCAAUACAGCUGUGUCCGUGGGUUCCACUCACAAGGAGAGGAGGCUGCAUCAGAUGAUGUAUGCUGAUCGUGAUUAUGACGUGGAUGAUGCAGAUUGUAGCUCAGCAAGUGAACGCAACCGUUUUGUAACGGUGGAAAACUGUGUAGAUAAGGGUUACACUGUUGUGAACUUGAGGUGUCCAGACCGGCCGAAGCUAAUAUUUGAUACAGUGUGCACGUUAACUGACAUGCAAUAUGUAGUAUAUCAUGCAAUUAUCAUAGCUGAAGGACCGGAGGCUUGCCAGGAGUAUUUUAUUAGGCAUAUGGAUGGGUCCCCAAUUAAUUCCGAAGCAGAGAGGCAAAGACUAAUUAAUUGCUUGGAGGCUGCUAUUAGGAGGAGAACUUCUGAGGGCGUAAGAUUGGAACUUUGUUCUGAGGAUAGGGUCGGCCUUUUGUCUGACGUGACUCGCAUUUUUAGGGAAAACGGUCUUUCAGUCACUCGAGCUGAGGUUACUACCAGAGGUUCCCAGGCUGUGAAUGUUUUCUUCGUCACUGAUUCAUCAGGACAUCCAGUGAAGAGUGAAACUAUUGAAGCAGUUAGAAAAGAGAUCGGUUUGACUAUACUUAAUGUGAAUGAUGAUGCUUACUCGAAGUCUCCGCCCCAGGAACGUGGGUUAUUGUCUUUAGGUAAUAUCUUUCGAUCAAAGUCAGAGAAGUUCCUUUAUCACUUGGGUCUAAUAAAGUCAAAUUCUUGAGCUGUUCAAUGGCUAAACUAGGCUGGUCAGCCACGUAAAUGUUGGAUAGUUUGACUUAGUUGCACAGGUUGUUCCUUAGAGCUUCAGUUCACUUCCCUGUUGAUCUUGGACGAGGCAUGAAAGUUGCAAUCAAAUUUGAAUUCGUAAAGCUUGUUGUAAAUAUCUUGUUCGAGCUUCCUUGUCCCAUGUGACUUUGUAAAUAUUGUUAUACUGGCUCAAAAACUUCAUCCAAAAUGCAGCGCUGAGGGUCAAUAUUCUGCGUGAUGGUUUAAGCGCUAUGAUCAACAUGAUUUGCAUUUUGGAUCCUGAUGUUAUGUAAAGGCUCCUUUAGUGCAGGAUGCAUUGCAGAUUUGAUUUUAUUGGAUCAUUGAAUUUGAGAGUGGUGAUUCCAUCGCACAGCUGUGCAUUAA